AUCAGCAAGCCCAAGUUUCACUUCUUAAUUCAUCUUCCAGCUUUCAUCUGUUGUUUCGGACCCGCAAUCAUAUUCUCCACCGAGAGAUAUGAAUCGUUUAAUCGUGUUUUCCGACUGUCAUGCAUUCACAGUAAUCGCUGCACGCCCAGCAGGGAUACUUGUCGACUCUUUGCGUACCAAGACAUCGUGAAACACGUGGCCACUGGUGGAUAUUGGUUUGAC
Suillus fuscotomentosus is the source of this 222-nucleotide messenger RNA. RefSeq lists its product as uncharacterized. Lineage: Eukaryota; Fungi; Basidiomycota; Agaricomycetes; Boletales; Suillaceae. The annotation marks the transcript as partial. The record is from RefSeq and is a predicted model, not a curated record. The transcript has a single exon.